UCCCUGUACUGUGCCUGGAGCAGUAUCUCCCUUUCACCUGUACUGUUGAAAGAAGAAAAAAAAAUGUCAGUGCUAUCUUCUGAAAUAAAAUUUGAGACUCCCAAAGUCACCAGAAAGUCUCUGGAAAAUUGUUUUCUUUUUGAGAAUAAUUGGAAGAAAGCAGUUUUAGAAACACAAAAGAUGAGGAAAGAAUAUAUUGGUUUAGAAGCGCCCAAAGAAUGUGUCAAAAUGCCACAUUUACCAGGAUUGCCAAGUUGUCAAAAGAGUGUAAGUUCGACUCCACUAGAGGUUCAUAAACGCCUGCUGCGUGCCGACAUGGAAAUGCCCACAAUCAGCCAUUCCAGUGAGAACAUAUCCGGUUGCCUACAAGUCUCUUAUCCUCCCCUGCGUAUCACCCAGCAUUCUGUGAAAGAACAACAUUGGCAAAGCAGGGAAGUACUCUUUUCUCUUCUGGGUACAAUCCCUUACCUUCUUUUUUCCUCUGUAUGUAAGUAUUUGAUAUAAAAACGCUGAGAAAAGUCUGAUCUGUCAAAUUUUUUAAUGGUGAUCAGAAAUGUUAUUGAUUCUCACAGCAUACCCUGCGGAUAUAAUAGAUAACAGUAAUCCUACAGGUGAAGAAUAUUUAAAAGUUACGCCUGAAUAUCCCAUCUAAUGUAGAAAUUUGGAAUUCUUAGGAUACAGCCUCUUAUGGGCAGCACAUUCAAUCUUGACAUUUUUUUUCAGUAGGAAUUUAAGUUAAUUGUAACAAAAUCCAGUUUGCAGCUACUGAUGAAAAAGUGAGGAUUGCAAUUUGAAGCCAGCCCAGUUAGGAAAGCCCAUAAGACUUGUAUCUAGAACUAACCACCAUAAAGUCAGAAGUGCAGCUGUGACUCAAGUGGGAGAGUGGCAGCCGGACCGAUAAAGCUCAGGGACAGCAAAUAGGCCUUGAGGUUCAGCCCCACCACUGGCACACACAGAAAAGCAAAGGACAAGUAAGGGGUAGUUGGCAAAUGACACAUCCAGAUACCCGGAUUUCUCUUCU
This is a messenger RNA of Perognathus longimembris pacificus (Pacific pocket mouse), 1021 nucleotides long. It is a transcript of the gene C12H8orf89, whose product is annotated as chromosome 12 C8orf89 homolog. The transcript is spliced from 3 exons. The record is from RefSeq and is a predicted model, not a curated record. Lineage: Eukaryota; Metazoa; Chordata; Mammalia; Rodentia; Heteromyidae. The coding region runs from base 64 to 504 and encodes 146 amino acids.